AUGCCAGCAUUGGCGACAUCUCUGCUGACAGUGAGAGCACAGGUACUCGAAAUUUGCUACAAAUGUGGCGUCAGAGUCGUGACCGUUUACGCCUUCAGCAUUGAAAACUUCAACCGUCCACAGUACGAAGUCGAUGGUCUCAUGCAGCUGGCCAAGGUGAAACUUGAGCAGUUGACGCAGCACGGAGACUUGUUGGAUCGAUAUGGAGCGGCGGUACGGGUGCUUGGUCAGAGGGACCUGAUCCGCAAAGAUGUUCUUGAGGUUGUCGACCGGGCGGUAGAUAUGACCAAGUACAACAAACGCAAUGUGUUGAACAUAUGUUUUCCUUACACCUCGAGAGAAGAGAUGACGACGGCCAUGCGAUCUACUGUUGAGGAAUAUAUGAUGCCUCCUGGCCCCAAGUAUACCCCCUUCCCAGCUGCGCGCAUUUCGCAAAAGAUCAUGUCGAAGCAGCUGGAUCGCCGGGAGCCUUUACCCACUAUUCGAGACACGUCUCCUGCCCCUUCUUCCCGAUCAGACGGCGAUGAUGGUGCAUCGUCAUCAACUACUCUUCCCCCCGACUCGCCAUCACCGCCGAGUCACCAUCUGGAAACGUCUGGGAGCUUGCACCUGAAAAAUCCGGAGACGAUCACAGCCGAGACGUUGAACAACCACAUGUACACUGCUGGAAACCCUCCUUUGGACAUUUUUGUCCGGACUAGUGGUGUGGAGAGACUCAGUGACUUCAUGCUUUGGCAAUGCCACCAAGACACUCACAUCUUCUUCCUCAAGUGUCUGUGGCCCGACUUCGAUUUGCAGCACUUCCUCCCUGUGCUCCUGGAAUGGCAAUGGAGGCAGAAGCAGAUUGAGAGAGAUGAGCGGCCGAGUCAGACAGGUAACAAAGGACGGAAGCUGGCUUGA
This is a messenger RNA of Colletotrichum truncatum, 900 nucleotides long. NCBI's taxonomy places the organism in Eukaryota, Fungi, Ascomycota, Sordariomycetes, Glomerellales, Glomerellaceae. The record is from RefSeq and is a predicted model, not a curated record.